AUGACCACAUCGGAGCCCGAAGAGAGCUUCGGGGACUCCGAUACUGACACUCGUAAGCGGGCUUUCGAGGUGGACUCUGGUCAAUCAGCCGAGCAGUACAUGUCUCAGCUUCUAGCGCUGAAACGCCGAAAACUAGGCGACGACGAAGAAACAAGUGAUGAUUCUGAUGAAGAGAACGAUCUCGGUCACAGGAACAAGGCAGGAUACAUCAAGAAGCUCACACUCAAAAACUUCAUGUGUCAUGAUCAUUUUGAAUUGGAGUUUGGCCCCCAAAUGAACUUUAUCAUUGGAAGAAACGGCUCAGGAAAAAGCGCCAUUCUUACUGGUAUAUCCGUUGGCCUUGGAGCUAAAGCCACAGAUACCAACAGAGGCUCGUCGAUCAAAAGUCUUAUCAAAGACGGGAAGUCCACCGCGCGUGUGACUGUUGAAAUCGAUAAUGAGGGUUUGGACUCGUUUGAGAAAGAUGUUUACGGCUCCAAAAUUAUAGUGGAGAGAAAGCUUCUGCGUGAAGGUUCCAACAAUUAUUCCAUUCGGAGUGAGAAUGGUGCGGUUGUGUCGACGAAGAAGAAGACUCUAGAUGAGAUCUUGCAAAAGUUUUUCAUUGUUGUCAACAAUCCCUUGUCAUUUCUCUCACAGGAUAAAGCUCGUGAAUUCAUCGCUAGCAGUACUGAACUGUCUCGGUUUACUCAUUUUAGUGAGGGCACAAACAUCCAAUCGAUUCUUCUGAAUUACCAAGAUGCAUCCAAAAACAUCAUGAACCUCCAACACCGACUGAAGUCCGCGAAGCUGUUCUUCGAUGAUGCUUGUCAGAAGUACAAAGAAUGUGAAAGAACUUAUCAAAAAUAUAAGCAUUCGCACAACCUUCGUGAGCAGUCCGAAAGAAUCAAUGGAAAGAUGUAUUGGUUCAAUGUCGAGGUGAUGGAAAAGCGGAUUGGCAAGAAACACAAGGAAGUCGACCAAAAGCGCGAGGAAAUCUGCAACAUCGACAAUGACAUAGAAGAAAAAGGUGACCAACUCACCCAAAGUGAGGAAAAACUAUUGUCUCUCAAGAAGGAGCAUGAUACAGUUUCUGAAUUGCAAGAGUUGAAGCUCGCAGAAGUUCGUCUGGCGGAAACCGCUGCAAGCGAUGCGACAAGGCAAACUCAACAGGUAAGAAAUGAUUUGACCACUUACAAAACAGAAGUUGACGAUUUCAAUAAGCAGAUUCAAGACUUACAAAAACAAAUAGACCAGGAACAGCGAAAAAUUGAUGAGAUAAAUGGCGGUUCAAAGGAUCAAAUGAGAGAGCGACUCAGCGAGCUUCGUAAGAAGCAAGAGAAUUUGGUUCAAGAAAAAGACGAGGCCCAAAGGGCAAUCUCCAGCUUCGACGAGGAAAGCCCCGAAUUGCUCAGUGCCACACGAAAGCUUCAAGACCUCAAAUAUCAGAAGCAAGGUUUACAAGAGCAAAUUCGAAGCAUAGAACGAACCAAGAACGACAAAUAUGCAGCAUUUGGACUCACAAUCCAGUCUUUGCUACGAGCAAUAGAUGAUGAGAGUGGUUGGCAUCAAAAACCAAUUGGACCUGUUGGCUGUUUUGUGAGUGUGAGGGAGGAAUAUAGUCGUUGGGCUGACUUAAUCAAUGCUUUCUUGCAAAGAGCUCUUGAUUCUUUCGUUGUGUGCGACGAACACGAUAGAAAAAUCCUAGCGAACCUUAUGAGGAGCAGAAGAAUACAAAAAGGUAUUAUUGUGAGAAGAUUCGAAAAAUUCAAGUUCACCGCUGUCAGUGCCCCCGAUGCUGUGACAGUCUUAGACACUCUCGAAAUCCAGGUUCAUGAUGUGUUGUACACUCUCAUAGAUUCCAGCAGUAUCGAAGAGAUGAUAAUCUGUGAUACAAUAUCGAAAGCUGAAGAUCUAACCCGAAUUGCUGAGGUCAGGAGUGCGUUUUGUCUUAAUGACAAGAAGUCAGGAAUUCGUCUCGCAAGAGGGAAGGGCGGUGGAAUCACUAGAGACCCUGUAUUCUACUCCAACGAUUUACGAAAACUAGCAGGAAAAGCUUCCGACACCGGCUUAAGAUCAGAUCUAGAAGAUGUUCUACAGGAGGAAUCAAAGAUUCAAAAUGAGAGGAACAGGCUCCGCCAUGAAUGGAACCAGAGGAAGGUUGAGCUCCAGCGUAUUUUCAAUGAUAAGCGGAAGGCUUUGAAAGAAGUGCAAAAUCAAAUUUUCUCAACUGAACGGAUACUCGCCGAAGAGGGUGACUUUGGGAGAAUUGAGACUUUGAAAACUCAGAUAGAGACUCUUCGGAGUCAGAUAGCAACAAGAGAGGGAAUGUUUGUUGAGGUUGCGGAGAAUGGUAGAGAGGCCAAACGUGUCGAGAAAGCUAAACGCUCUGCAUUAGAGCAGAUCCAGAAUGCAAAAAAGGAGAUUGAUGACGAUGUUACCGCUAUCGAGCAGAGACUAGACACAGUGAAGCAGAGCAUGGACAAUUUAAAAGCGGAGAUAGAUGCCAGCAGAAUUAAAAAGGAACAAUUGAUAGAGAUGUUGACUUCUAUUGAGGCGAAAUUGCUUGAAGAUGAGGCAAAGCGUGAUGAACUACUCACAGAGGCUCAAGCCAGGUGUACUCGAGAAGAGGCGAACAUUCUCGAAACCGACACGACAGAGUCAAUCACGAAUGAAUAUGCAAAUAUUCAGCAGGCGAUCGAAGAGGCUGAGAGAAGCAAUAGCAAAUCGUUCGAGCAGAUCCUGGACGAACUUCUUGAGGCACGGGCCAACAAGAACAAAUGUGAGAGCAGUCUCUCUGAUUUGGAGAGUGCCAGAAUCAACCUUGAGAAUGACUUGAACUCGAGAUUUGAAAAUCUCAAUAUAACUAUCAAGGAGAAACUCACUCGAGCGAAGCUGUCCUUCGAACACUGCCUCGCAUUGAGAGGAUUCAAAGGUAAACUCGAGUUCGACUUCGCCAAAAAGAGAGUUAUCACUGAAGUCCAAACCAAGGACGACAAGCAGAGUAGAGCGGUACAGUCCUUAUCAGGAGGAGAAAAAUCUUUCACGCAGAUAGCCUUUCUACUAAGCAUAUGGAAGGUGAUGAAACCUAGAGUGUGUGGUCUAGACGAGUUUGACGUCUUCAUGGACUCAGUGAAUCGUACAAUUGCAAUCAGGCUUUUGAUCCACGAGCUUCGAUCGUCAAACGCACAAUCGAUUUUCAUUACACCGCAGGAUAUCACAGCGGUUGGGGAUUUGCAAGACAGCGAGGAUGUCAGGAUACACCAGAUUAGGCCACCAAGACAAGAAUGA
Messenger RNA from Candidozyma duobushaemuli, 3267 nucleotides. It is a transcript of the gene SMC6, whose product is annotated as DNA repair protein. Gene Ontology annotation, molecular function: single-stranded DNA binding; damaged DNA binding; ATP hydrolysis activity. The coding region runs from base 1 to 3267 and encodes 1088 amino acids. The record is from RefSeq and is a predicted model, not a curated record. NCBI's taxonomy places the organism in Eukaryota, Fungi, Ascomycota, Pichiomycetes, Serinales, Metschnikowiaceae. The transcript is spliced from 2 exons. Gene Ontology annotation, cellular component: nucleus; site of double-strand break; Smc5-Smc6 complex. Gene Ontology annotation, biological process: double-strand break repair via homologous recombination.